Xyrichtys novacula (pearly razorfish) is the source of this 8710-nucleotide messenger RNA. Lineage: Eukaryota; Metazoa; Chordata; Actinopteri; Labriformes; Labridae. The record is from the annotation of a GenBank genome assembly.
UGACCUGUCAGCACCAGGUGAGGCUGAAUGCCAAUCAGUGAGUUCACCUGGGCAGAGCUGGGGAAGACAAAAAGGGGGGAAAAAGGCCAACAAGAAACAUACAGCCGGAACAUAACUGUUAGGGUGACAAUAAAGUCCUUUUUUACCUGGACAUGUCCUCUUUUUGGGGGGCUGUCUGGGCUGUCUUGGUGAGUCUGGGGAAAUUUAUAAAAUCCUUCAAAUGUUCACGGUUUUUGUACGCAAGUUUUGAUUUUGUGUCGCAUGGACUUACUGAGUUAGAAGUGCAUAAAAGACACUCGAUCGGACCUGAAAGACUCUCAAAAUUAACUUUGUGCGACUCUGCAACCCUGUGUCCUCUUUUUGGGAAGUCAGAAUAUGCCCUCAAAAAAAUAUAUACUGAUACUGUGCAAAUAAUAAGCAUACAGUAAUAUUGUACAUUUAUUGUGGUCUUCUGUUCCACAGGUGGACACACAUCAUGGAAAGGGGGAGAGAUGAAGAAGAAGGAGCAGACUGCUAGCAAGCUACCUGUAGUAAGCCCUCUGAGAGAAAGGAUUUGGCACAUUUAAAAACUGACAUUCAGAUUCAUUUUGGAUCCAAAAAAAUAAAACAAAUCAAUUUUUACCAGUUUGUACCACUUCAUUAAAUCAUUCAUUAAGUCUUCAGUUAAAUAAGUCUUAAAUCUUGUACUUCUUAAUCUUAAUCAUUCGUUUGACAGUUUUGUUGUAGUUCUGUAAGUUAUGGUUCAACAACUGUAGUAUACUUCGAAAUAAAAGCAUUGUUUGACCAGCCAGGAAAUAAAGCAAGAUAAAUGUGAAAGAACAAAAUAAAAGCAUGACAAAUGUUUAUGAGGUAAUGUCUUUUCUAAAGAAGUUUCAAUCACAGGGCUGAAAUUAUGGUUAAGUCUUGAAUUUAAACGGGUAGAGUAAAGUUUAUUGAUUGAUUGAUUGAUAUGCCUUUAUUAAAAUUCCCAUUUCACUUCAUGAGUUUCAGUUUAUGAAGCAUUGUGUGGCUCCAUCCUUGCCUUACUUUUCCUCAGUUUGACUUGUUUGUUGUUUUAUGUUAAAGUUUUUCAUGAUGAUAUUGUAAUUGUGAAGUGUCACUCUAAUAUUGUGACAGCCUAGCUCAUAUAUUGAUACGUGUGUCUUCUGUUUGAAACACAUUGUGGGGAUCCAAACUUGUGGGCUUAGUAGUGGGUCCCCCAACGGAGUUUGUGUGUACAUGACUAAUGUGCACGUGGAGAAGGAGAGAAAGAGUGAGGAGGUAAGAGAAAGCACCAGAACAAGGUGGAGGCAGGGAGAUGAGUCCAAUGUUUCGCAGCUGUCCUACGUCACCACAAACUCAUGACAGACAGCAGCAACUGGGGGCCAAAAAUAACCCUCAGAGACUAAGCCUCUACCAAUUCAUGGUGGGGGUGGGGGGUCUUUCAGCAGUUUAAAUGUGAAAAAAAGAAAAAGUGUGUCCAAAUGAACAAAAAUAUCAGUAAAAACAAACUCCAGUUUCAGUGAUAUGUCUCUCCAACAAGCUCUUAGUUUUACUGGAUGUGUCAUUUUUCAAUGGGACAUUCUAUUUCUCAGGGGACUAUGGGACAUGUCUCCACCAACCCCAUUAUCUGAGCCCCUUGGUACAGUUCAAGAGGUGGAGGGCUAUUUUAGUACCUCGAGUGUGGAAUGUGCAUUUGUCCCUGAAGCACACAAAGGACACAGAUCAGUCUACAAGUUCCUCAAGUACCCUAACUCUGUAUUUAGCUUCUCGUACGACUGAAACACCACCCCAUCUCAUCCGUACUACCCUGUUUCACUCCUCACCAGCUUCUCACUGCAGCUUCUGAACCAUGGAGAACGUGGCAAUAUUUGACUCACCUGGAAAGGGGAGAGGUCUUAAAGCUACGAAGGAGUUUUGGGCUGGAGAUGUCAUCUUUUCUGAGCCAAGUAUCUCUGCUGUUGUGUUUGACAGGUACAGUAAUGACGCUACCUUGUAUGUGUAUUCUUAGUGGUGUGACAUGUGCUCAGACUUAUGAGUGUCAGGAUAUCUUGGAAGAAUGGGGAUCGCACAGUUUUUGAAAACCAUUACCUAUGUUUAGUAUUUAGCAAAUUAAGUAGUCUUUGUCAGGUUUUCCAUAUCAAAAAGCCAUUACUACUGUCACUCAACAGCUUUAUUUCUGUCUCUUCAGUGGUGAGAAAAGGAAAAUUCUUGCUGAGUGUACUGACACUUAACUAACAGCAAUUUUAGCAAGGAUAGUUCAUGCUAACAGUUCUAUUUGGUAUAAUAAGUACUGCCACUUUGCUAACAUUGUUAGCUGGGAUAUUUGAAUGCCAAUAUUUGAUGUAAUUUUUUAGCUGUAAAAACAGAGAUAACUAUGUUUUUUCUCCCUAAGUGUGGCUCAAUGAGGUGACUUUUUUUUGCUGUCAACACUCUUUUAUCAGUUGCUAUAAAUGAAUGAAUGAAAAUCUAAUGAUAGCUAGUUAUUCUUUGGGGGAAAAUGGUUGCUGUGAGGAAAUAUUGAGUAAAUCACGAUUAAAUUCUUGUCACAUGUAUGCUAUUUCAUAUAGAUAACUGUUCUUUAGAUGUAAAAAUGGCAUCCUUGGGGGAUCAAAUCUGAGAAAAAGCAUAAACUACUAUCUAUGCUCCUUAUUGUAUUCUAUAUAUGAAUACAAUUUUACCUCUAGAACAAUUAUUUUCAGGUCAAAAUUGACUAAUUUGCUUUGCUGAGAUGCUGAUUAGGAAUGCUGAACUCGAAACAUUUUGCCAUGGUAUGCUAUGACUUUGGCUAUGUUCACACUGCAGGUUAUGAUGCACAAUUCGGAUUUUUUUGUUAAAUCUGAUCGUGCGGUCAUUCACAUUACAACAACAAAUGCGGCAUCUAAUGUGAACGGAAUGCGUCCGUGAAGUGACCCGCAUGCGCACAAAGCACAAAUUGCUUUCUGCGCCUGUUUGUGUUUUCAAACAAUGGUGAUGUUUGUCGCAUAUUGAUGGCAUAUAGGUCAGAUGAACGCGACCUGAGCGUCCACACUGCAGUCACAUUGGAUACAUAUCCGUUUUAUAUCCAUAUACUAAAGAGGCCUGGGUUGAACAGUGCAAUUCUGAUUGUUCACACUUACAUGAAAAAAUCAGAUAUGUGUCACAUAUGGUCAAAAAAUCGUUAUUGACCUCCAAGUGUGAACAUAGCCUAAAUCUUGCCAGUAACAAAUCCAAAAAAGCUGCAUCUUCCACAAGUUAAGUAAGGUCAAAAUAUUUAUUGAUCAACGUCAUUACUGUGGUGGAAUGAUCAGAUGAUCAAAUAGUUGCUUUUCUGUCUUCUCUUGAUCUGCAGUUUGGGAGAGCGGAUCUGCCACAGCUGUUUCCGCAGAGGGGACAAACUACAGAGGUGCGGUCAGUGCAAGUUUGCCCAUUAUUGUGACCGAACCUGCCAACGUGCCGGCUGGGCUGAACACAAACUCGAAUGUUCUUCCAUCAAAGCAUACGGCAAAGUACCCAAUGAAAACAUCCGGUAAGUUGGAGUAAAUCGAUAUCAAAUGUGUAGUUAAAUUUGUCUCAAGAUAACAUAUGUCUGAUCUUUUCAUGUUUUCUACUUCAUUGUUGUGUUUGUUGCGGUCAGUUUGGUGGCCCGCCUCAUGUGGCGCCUAGACAAGGAGGGAAGCAUGGUAUCUGACAUGCAGCUGACCACGCUGGAUGAGCUGGAGGACCACGUUGCUGACAUGCAGGAGGAUGAGUUAAAGGAGUUUAAAGUGGACAUCCACAACUUCCUGGACUACUGGCCAAGAACCAGCAAGCAGCACACAAUCGAUGACAUCUCACAUAUCUUUGGGGUGGUGGGUUUGCAUGUUUUAUCCAUUCAUUGGCCUUUUUUCAUUAUUUUACUAUUUUGCUUGGUUAUAAAUGUAAAAUCAUCUUAUAAUGAGGUGAAAUGAUUCAGAGACUAAUAUGGAUAAAAUGAGCUCAAACUGUAGAAUUUAACGUCCAUAACUGAAGGAUGGGUGGCACACACACAACAUGCUGGCAACAACUGCAACUCAGAAAUUCUGACUCAGGUACCAGUAACAAAAAUACACAUGAAGUCAAAACCCAGGUGAUAAUGAAACAGACAAAAACAGAGACAGAAAUUUGGGCAAAAACAACAAAAGAUGUUUCUGAUUUCAUAAGCUGUUUAGUCUAGAGGUAUCAUUGGUCACUCUAAUGUCUCUCCAGAUGCGUCCUUUGACCCUUAUGGACACACAUGAAACGAUAGAUGAUCAUGUCCUAAAAUGUCCUUUUAUUUCUCCCAGGUUAAUUGUAAUGGCUUUAGUGUGAGCGACCAGAGAGGCCUUCAGGCAGUCGGUGUCGGCCUCUUCCCUAACCUGUGUCUUGUGAAUCAUAACUGCUGGCCAAACUGCACUGUGAUCCUCAACCACGGCAAGUACGUAAAAAACCAUGACAGUUCAUAGAGGAAUGUAGUCUUCAGUGACGUCUUCCCCUUUAAAGUUUUCCACUGAAAGACUCUAACUUGAUUAAACAAAAUUAAAAUGUUGAGUGUUCUGAGAGUUUCAUGUGCUGCUGUGUAUUUUGUGUGAUCGUGUGUAUGUGUGAGUGUGUAUGUGUGCGUGUUAGGUAGCAUUUGGUGUAAAACUGCUUCCUGUUUGUCUUUCAGUCAAUCGGCUGUGAAUACUAUGUUUCAUUCUCAACGUAGGUGCGUUACCUCAACCUGAGCCUUUUUUAACAGUUCUUUUUUUAGAGCAUCAUUAAGACUUUGACUUAAAACGCUUAAUCAACACAUAUUUAACCGCCAUCCUUCAUCCGACUUCAUCCUCUGGAGGAGAUAAGUCUCUGUCAGUAGUGCUGUGUAGUUUGCACCGUAGACUUGAUGCGACUCCAUUUUCACAUCAACAUGAAUGCUCUAACAUUCAUCAAGCUUUUUUUUAGUAUAACCAAAGGCUGGUUCUGGUUUGUCUUCACCUGCUGGUAUCUCAUAUUUAAACCUCUUCUUAUUUUAGACGUGUUUGUCAUGUCCACACAAAGUUCUACACACCUGUUGUUGCUUUUGUGUGUUAUCACAGUGCGUGUGAGUCCAUCCUGCCAACACAGAUUGCUUAGUCCACCUUAGCCCACCUCUAACAUCUUACAACCAUUUAAAUUAACACAUUUCCAUAACAUUAACAACCAUAAUUAUUUCAUGUUCAAGCCUUUCACCAUCAUUUUGAUUUGAUAUUUCCAUAAAAGUUGUUUAGUAUAUGAGAAGUUUGCACAAUGUUGAGGGGAAAUAAAGUGAAUCUAAUGACAAAAUUGACAAAAAAAAAACAGGAAAUUAAAAAAAUAAACAGACAAAGGUUUUUCAAACAUGCAGAAUAUUUAAAGUUUUCUGUGUUCUACAUAACAUACAAGCAGGUAACAUUCAUAUAUUCAGCAGUUUUACAUUCACCAUCAGUCAAAUAAACUCUGGCUUAAUUGUGAAAUAAUUACUCUGAUAUUUUAGGGUAUUUACUCUACAAUAUUUGAACUGGAUUGACUGAACUGAUGAUGGAACAGGGUUUUACCAUCAAUCAAGUCCAUGAAUUAAAUCAACAUGUGCAUCUCAGCUUCUAUUUAACUGUCUUUUUUUUCCCCUAGGAUUGAGCUGCGCUCCCUCGGUAAAAUCGAAGAAGGAGAGGAGCUGACAGUUUCUUACGUGGACUACUUGAAUUUGUCCGAGGAGAGACAAAGACUGCUGAAAACACAGUACUUUUUUGACUGCACAUGCGAGCACUGCAAGAACCGAACCAAAGACGACCUGAAGCUGGCAGGGAAAGAGGUGGACGGGGUCAAGGUUUGUGUGCAUUUGCGUGUUCAUGGUAAAGAUGCAGGGAGAUUAAAGUUUUAUUCUGCAAGAGGCGACAAAGACUGAGGCCUGCUGCUGCUUCUAGUCCUGACAACAUGAGUGAUACAGACAGAGGGAAACAUGAGGAGUGGAGCUGUGGGGACUAUUUUAGGUAUAAGAUAACUCCCAGUGGAUUCAGCUUCAUGAGUCUGUAUGUGCUAUCAAUCACAUGUACAAUUUUUACAAUUUAGUGAAGUGUAAAAUACACUCAAAGAAAGUUUAUUCAGUGUAUGAUAACAACAGUUUUUUUUGUUCUUUUACCAGAAACUGAAAUUGUGUAUUUACUUUGAUAAAAUUGUUAAUCAUUUAAAAGGAUCCCCAUUAGCUGUGACAAGCUGUCAGUCUCUUACCACCAAACUUCUUGAUAUUCACCUCUGGAUACCCUUGGAGGCUAAAGUCAGUGUGGGAGACUGUAAAAUGUGCUGGCCUUGGAUUAUAUGACUUGAUAUCUCGAUCUUUGACACUUGAGGCGUUCCAUUUAUUUCAAGGCAAAGGUUACAAGUCUGCUUUGUGUGUGUGUGUCUAAUAGAGCAGAUUAUCUUUGUGGGUUAGGAGUUAUAAAUAACCAGUGUCAAAGACUACUGGCAGUAAAAUUGUAAUGGGAGUGUAUCAUAAAAUUUUGUAGCUGUUGAAAAGUUAGCCAAACCAUUAGGAGAUUUCUUAUUUGACUAAAAAAUUUAAUGAGACAAACCCAAAAAUCUGAAUAUGGACAUUCCAGGAAAUCAUUUUCGCCAAAAGACAGAAAUUCAAGCCUUCUUCCAAAAGAAAAAUAACCAAUAUAUUCACAAUAUAUUUGUGGUUGCUCACUGAAAGAGGACAGUUCGUUGCAAUUUGUAGUCCCAACACUAGAUGCCAUCAAAUCCUGCUUCUUCUGAGUGAAGAAUAAUCAAGCAUUCAGCUUUGAGGAGAGCAAAACAGGACUAGAAAUAUACCUAGGAGAGCAUAUUUUUAGAUUUGUUUCAGUGUCUUUGUGUUCAUAUCUGAAAAAUGUGAUUUACUACCUUAGAUUUUAACACCAUCUCAUCUUUGUUUCAGCCAUCUGAGGAACAAGUGAAAGAGGCGACAGAUCAUUGCUAUGAAAUACUGGAAAAGAUGGACCAGGCUCGACUAAAAGGCGACUACCAUGAGGUAUCAAGGCACCUCUUACGUCAAAUCAAGCCCAUAAAGCAGCUCCAGAGUUAUUUUUUAAUUAAAACUCAUUACUCAAAGUUAUUUCCCUUUCUUACCAAAACUCUCCUUAUUCUUAGUUUUUGUCUUAACAUUCUUUUUUGUAACAACCUAAGGUGGUAAAAAUCUGCAAGGCGUGCAUAGAGAAAGUAGAGCCAAUUUUGGCCGACACACACAUCUACCUACUGAGGAUCUGGAGCACACUGAGUGAGGUGCAAGCUUACUUGCAGUACUUCAAUGACGCUGCAGACUACGCCCGAAAAAUGGUGGAUGGAUACAUGUGAGUACACAGAUGUUACGAGAGCUCCUAGCACAUCAUGUCCUUUUCAGUAAUUACCUCACUUUGCACUAAGAGCACAAAAACAUUAAUGGAAAAGAUGUAAAUGAUUGUUGAAUGAAUUUAACUUUUCCCCUGCCAGAAAACUGUACAACCCAAACAAUGCAGCUCUGGGAAUGGCAGCCAUGAGAGCAGGAGUGACUCACUGGCAGGCUGGGGAGAUCGAGGUUGGCCAUGGGAUGAUCUGCAAAGCCUACUCUAUUCUCAUGGUCACUCAUGGCCCAACACAUCCUAUCACCAAGGACCUCGAGGUAAAGACUUUGUCCCCUGAAAAGCUGCACAAAAUACUGCAAUGGUCAGAUUGCUCAGUUUGGAUGCAAAUUAAAUAAGUACAACAGAAAUUUAUCAUUGCAGCAUGGAAGCUGAUAGGAUUAAUAUUUUUACUACACCAAUCAAUGAAAUGAUGGUGUAAAAACAAAGUGUGAAUCAUUUAUGUUAGAGAGCUGUUACCCAAGUCUGGAUCUUUUAUGCAUUUAUGAAGCUUUAAAGUGAGCUCUGGCUUGUUGUUCAGCAUUGUAACCUAUAUCUUUCCUACUUUUUAUUAUUCAAAUUUUGUCACAUAGGCAUCAGGCAGCUUUUUUUCAGCAGAGAGGCUUUAAAAAAAACUAAUUCCUACUUUCCAAGGACCAAAAUGCAGACAUGCAACAAGCCGGCAUGUGUAGUGGUACAUUAAGUGGAUUGAACGUUUUGCAAAUAUUGUCCUUAGGUAAAGAGCAAUACAGCGAUAAAAGAUAUUAAAUUGUGGAAUGACAGUUAUGUCACGUUGCCCGGUGACUGCUGGAUGUGUAAACAGCUAAGUGUUUCCUUUGAAGUUCAUUUCAUAAAGUUUAAUGCUCAUAUCUAGUUUUGCUGUUCUAUAGAUUAGGUGUAGGUUUAGUGUCACUAGUACGCUGGAGCCUAUCCGAGCUGUCAUUGGGUGAGAGGCAGGGUAGACCUUUGACAGAUCACCAGACACACUUACUCUUACAAGCAACUCAGAGUGACCAGUUAACCCAACAAACCGGGGUUUACACAUUUCUACCCUCUCUCCACAGGCGAUGCGUAUGCAGACAGAGAUGGAGCUGAGGAUGUUCAAACAGAAUGAAUAUGUUUACCACAGUAUGAGAGAGGCGGCUCUCAAGAACAAACCCAUGACCAUGAUGCACGAACCAAAGAACGUGGAGGAGGGAAUCAAGAACAUGUUCCACCGCAAGAAGUAAUCUGGAGUCACCAAAACACCAAAGAAAACCAUCCUAAUGUUUACCAUUCACAGAUCAGUGCUGGUGUGAGAGGCUGAACAUUUAGUCACAUGGACAUUUUCUGUACCACUCACUUUUGUAGUUAUGCUUUUCAUUAAAAAGAUGUCACGUCAAACUUGAGAAUCUUGUUUUCAGUACUCA